Messenger RNA from Ictalurus furcatus (blue catfish), 2464 nucleotides. It is a transcript of the gene ctsa, whose product is annotated as cathepsin A. The record is from RefSeq and is a predicted model, not a curated record. Lineage: Eukaryota; Metazoa; Chordata; Actinopteri; Siluriformes; Ictaluridae. Gene Ontology annotation, biological process: proteolysis. Gene Ontology annotation, molecular function: serine-type carboxypeptidase activity. The transcript has 15 exons. Bases 102 to 1559 code for a protein of 485 amino acids.
CUUUUUGUGCUGUUCAUUUGAAGCUGUUCUAUACACGGCUGUGGUUUAUCAGCAAUGUGACUGGAUCACGAGUUGUGUCACGUGAUCAUACGGCUGCACUUAUGCUGCAGCGCACAGGAACUUCAUUGCGAAUGGGUGUGAAGAUGUAUGCAGUGUUGUGUGUGUUACUGUUGGGGACAUUGGGAGUGUUGGGAGCUCCAGCUGAGGAUGAGAUUAAGUCUCUUCCUGGACUUUCCAAACAGCCGGGCUUCAAACAGUACUCGGGCUACCUCACCGUGGCUGGCAACAAACACCUCCACUACUGGUUUGUGGAAUCGCAGAAAGACCCGGAGAAAAGCCCGCUGGUGCUGUGGCUGAACGGAGGACCAGGAUGCAGCUCGCUGGAUGGCCUGCUCACUGAACACGGCCCUUUCCUGAUCCAAGAUGAUGGCACUACUUUACAGUACAACCCUUACUCUUGGAAUAUGAUUGCUAAUGUGCUAUACCUGGAGUCACCAGCUGGUGUCGGCUUUUCCUAUUCUGAUGACAAGAAAUACUCGACCAAUGACUCGGAUGUAUCUAUGAACAACUACUUGGCCCUCAAGGAAUUUUUCAGACUUUUCCCAGAGUACAGCAAGAACGAGUUGUUUCUCACAGGCGAGAGUUAUGGAGGCAUUUACAUCCCUACACUAGCUGAGAGAGUUAUGGAGGACAGUACUCUGAACCUACAGGGUAUAGCUGUUGGAAAUGGCUUGUCCAGCUAUGAACUGAAUGACAACUCUCUUGUCUAUUUUGCAAAUUACCAUGGACUGCUUGGAGAGAGUUUAUGGGCAACUCUGCAGAAAUAUUGCUGCAAAGAUGGACAGUGUAACUUCUAUAAUAAUACUGAUCCAACAUGCUCUGGUGCAGUAGCACAGUCACAGCAAAUUGUCUACAAUUCUGGACUUAACAUAUAUAACCUGUAUGCAGACUGUGCUGGUGGAGUACCUUACAGUACAAGCGUUGAAAAUGGACGACUUGUUGUUCAUGACCUGGGCAAUAACUUCAUUAACCUCAAGUGGUCUAACUCCUGGAACCAGAAACUACGAGGAGUGGGCUCUGUUUUCAAGUCAGUAAAGCUUGACCCCCCCUGCGUCAACUCUACCCCGUCUGCUAUGUACCUGAACAACCCUUAUGUCAAGUCGGCUCUCCACAUCUCUCCUAAUGCACUUGACUGGGAGAUCUGCAGUGCUGAAGUCAAUCUUAACUAUAACCGUCUCUAUAUGGAUGUGAAGAAGCAGUACCUGAAGAUACUUGGAGCACUGAAAUACCGUGUGCUGGUGUACAACGGGGACGUGGACAUGGCCUGUAAUUUCCUUGGUGACGAGUGGUUUGUCGAAUCCCUUCAGCAGGAGGUCCAAGUGCAGCGCAGGCCGUGGCUCUACUCCAAUGGUGAGACGCAGCAGAUUGGUGGAUUCGUCAAGGAGUUCUCCAAUCUGUCUUUCCUUACUGUCAAGGGUUCUGGUCACAUGGUCCCCACUGAUAAGCCCAUAGCGGCCUUCGCCAUGUUCAGCCGCUUCAUCACAAAGCAUCCGUACUAAUGAUCAUAUACGUUCUGCACAUUUGGGUUGGAAUUUGCACUGAAUCACUGUGACGUGCACUAAUUUGUUCUAGAGUAAUCAAAUUCUUGUGUAGGUGUGUAUUGGCUGAUUUGUGCUCAUGCUGUAUCCAUGAUGAUGAUGAUGUGGGGUUUGUUUUUUUUUUUUUGUUUUUUUUUUUCUUUCAUAACUGUGGCUGAAAAUAUUGUGAACAGCAGCCUGCAAUGCUGUCAUUUUGCUUCAAGUGACUGUAUAAUCCUUACAUGAGGGGUUUAAUUGUAGUAGCUGCUAAUUCUGGACUGAUGAGUCUGUGUUUUUUUUAAUGUUCAGCUUUUCACCUAACCCUCCGUAUCUUGCAGGGAGAUUUAAAGUAUUAAAAUUUUAAGAAGGGCAAAAGGGAUUAGUACAUAAUUUCACAAGAAGAAAUGCAAGACCAAAAUGAAAUGGGGAAAUAUGUGGACCUAGUUUUCUCCAGUUGCUCAGGGUUGCUUUAAAUUGCAUUGAAUUUCUAAAUGAAGGUAUUGAUGUGCCUUUACCAUCACAGGUGGUGUGUUUUGUUCGCCCCCCCCCCCCCCCAAUCAAAAUCUAUCAAAUCCUUCUUUGUCUGUCAAAAUAAACCUGAUAUUAUUUUAAUUAACUUGAUAAAUUGUACAUUGAGAAUUUGAAAAGUGUAAGAUGUUCAACAGACAUAAAAGAACUUUGCAUGUGUUACAGGAUCAAGGAAUAAUUUAGUUUUAUAAUCCAGAAUUGGUACAUGUCCACAUGGAAUGUUUUUUCUUUUUUAAGACAUUGAUUAAAAUUCUAGAAAAAACACUUGCCUCAUUUCUUCUUAGAUUAUAUUUUGAACAAAAUUGUUCAUUCAGUUUUUAGCUCCAGUACAAGUCUUCCACUAACAAAGGCUACCAAAA